ACAGUUGUAUGCUUGCGGCAUUCAGGCUCUAGAGUUCAGUGGACAACCUCUAGCUCUGCCCUCUGCACUCUGCUACUCAUCUCUCUCUCUCUCUCUCUCUCAUGGCGAUUCUUUCUUUUUUCUCACUCUCACUUCCCUCUUCUCGCUGUCUCCCUCUUACAUCCUUCCCUUCCUCCCUCGCCCCCAGUUCUCCCAUUACAAUCUCUAUAUUCAAAUCCCAACCACAGCCUCAAACUCUCGGCAUUCGCUUCAAAAAGGGGUUCGAUUCCUUCGAUAUCGCCUCCACCGCCGCCGCCGUCGGCGAGGACUUGCCAAUCAACUACAGCGAGUGGUUCCCGGAGGCUGAUCCCAGCAGCCGGAGACGUGCCGGCGUUUUCCUUCACCCGACAUCGCUGCCAGGACCCUACGGCAUCGGCGAUCUGGGCGAGCAGGCCUGUCGCUUCCUCGAUUGGCUUCACGAUGCUGGUUGCUCCGUUUGGCAGGUUCUUCCUCUUGUUCCCCCCGGGAGGAAGGCCAAUGAAGAGGGAUCACCCUAUUCAGGCCAGGAUGCAAAUUGUGGUAACACUCUUUUAAUUUCUCUUGAAGAGCUUGUUAAAGAUGGUUUGUUGAUGGAACAUGAGCUUCCUAGACCAAUUGAGGCAGAUCGUGUGAGGUUCUCUGCUGUUGCUGACAUAAAGGAUCCUUUGAUAGCCAAGGCUGCAGAGAGGCUUAUAAUGAGUAAAGGAGAGCUCAAGGGGCAGCUUGAAGAUUUCUGUGGUGACCCUGAUAUAUCAAGUUGGCUUGAAGAUGCUGCUUAUUUUGCCGCUAUCGACAAUACUUUGAAUACUUUCAGUUGGUAUGAUUGGCCAGAACCUUUAAAGAAUCGUCAUCUCGCAGCUUUGGAAAGCAUUUAUCAAAGCAAACAGGAAUUUAUAAGCAUAUUCAUUGCACAACAGUUCUUAUUCCAAAGGCAAUGGCAUAAGGUUCGCAGCUAUGCACGGAAGAAGGGAAUCCGUAUAAUGGGAGACAUGCCUAUUUAUGUAGGUUAUCACAGUGCAGAUGUUUGGGCUAAUAAGAAACAAUUUUUGAUGAACAGGAAGGGUUUUCCUCUUCUUGUAAGUGGUGUUCCCCCUGAUGCCUUCAGUGAAACUGGUCAGCUCUGGGGCAGCCCUCUAUAUGAUUGGAAAGCCAUGGAGAAAGAUGGAUUUUCUUGGUGGAUACGUCGUGUACGCCGUGCACAAAAUCUAUAUGACGAAUUCAGGAUAGAUCAUUUCCGGGGAUUCGCUGGCUUUUGGGCUGUUCCUUCUGAAGCAAAGGUUGCAAUGGUUGGGAAAUGGAAGGCAGGACCAGGAAAAUCUGUGUUUGAUGCCAUAUUCAAAGCUUCUGGAAAGAUCAACAUAAUAGCAGAAGAUUUGGGAGUAAUCACCAAGGAUGUAGUUCAGCUUAGGAAAUCCAUUGGGGCACCUGGAAUGGCUGUUCUCCAGUUUGCAUUUGGAAGUGAUGCAGAUAACCCUCAUUUGCCUCAUAAUCACGAGUGCAAUCAAGUUGUGUAUGCUGGGACUCAUGAUAAUGACACGACACGAGGUUGGUGGGACAUCUUGCAGCUGGAAGAGAAGUCCAAUGUAUUGAAGUAUCUUAAAAUUACUGAAGACGAUGAUAUCUCAUGGGCACUAAUUCAAGCUGCACUAUCAUCAGUAGCACAAACUGCAGUCAUCACGAUGCAAGAUAUUCUUGGGCUUGGGAGUUCUGCAAGGAUGAACGUUCCUGCAACUCAGUUUGGAAACUGGAGUUGGAGGAUUCCUGGUUCCACGACUUUUGAGAGUUUGGAGCCUCAAGGAAAAAAGCUAAGAGAUAUGCUCUCAAUGUAUGGACGACUUCAAAAGUAAGAUGUGCUCUCAAUGUAUGGACGGCCUCAAAAGUAAGAUUGCCAAAAUUCCACAGGUGUCUUCAACUUGGUUGCGACUGGUAUUGUACAAUAUCUGUACAUGUACGGCUAAUUUAUGAAAGCAUAAAAUGAACUUUGAAGCAAUGUACUUGUUUCACACCACGAGGUGGACUGAAUUUUUCUUUUCAAAUGAAUAAAAUGGCCUCUUAUCUUUGUAUUUAA
This is a messenger RNA of Malania oleifera, 2086 nucleotides long. Its product is annotated as 4-alpha-glucanotransferase, chloroplastic/amyloplastic. Gene Ontology annotation, biological process: carbohydrate metabolic process. The record is from RefSeq and is a predicted model, not a curated record. Gene Ontology annotation, molecular function: 4-alpha-glucanotransferase activity. The coding region runs from base 102 to 1865 and encodes 587 amino acids. Lineage: Eukaryota; Viridiplantae; Streptophyta; Magnoliopsida; Santalales; Ximeniaceae. The transcript is spliced from 16 exons.